AUGUCGGAGCUAGUGGUGUUGCUGGUGCUUCUGCCUUGCAUUGCAUGCAAAGUAGAUACAAUGGCAUGCUCCAGAGAGGAGAUCCAUAUUCCUCAUGAAUGGUACCAACCAGGGGAUUUCCUCAUUGGUGGGAUUGUUUCUCAAUUCAGCUACCACGUACACGAACAAAAGUUUGAAAAUGAUUUUCCUCAAGAGACGUUUGAAUUCACAGAAAUGAUAACAAAGUUUUACCAGCACCCCUUGGCCUUGGCCUUUGCUGUCAACGAGAUCAACAUGGAUUCCAAAAUCUUGUCCAAUGUCACACUCGGGUUCCAGAUCUAUGACACAUACAAUGAUGAUAAGAUGACCUACCGCACCACUCUGGAUCUGCUCUAUAAAUCCCAUAGAUAUGUUCUGAAUUAUGGAUGUGACACGCACAAAAACCUGAUGGCUGUCGUGGGGGGACUUGGUUCUGAUGUCUCCUUCCACAUGGUGGACAUUCUAAGUCUCUAUAAAAUUCCACAGCUCACAUAUGGGUCAUUUUCUCAAGUGGAGAGGGGCAACUCAAAGUCCCCUUCCUUCUAUUGCAUGGUUCCCAGUGAAGCCCAUCAGUAUGUGGGGCUCAUUCGAUUACUUCAGCGCUUUGGAUGGACAUGGGUUGGGCUCUUUGCCAUGAAUGACGAUAGUGGAGAACACUUCAUUCACGAAAUGGAGCCAUUGCUUUUCCAACAUGGAAUUUGUGUGGCCUUUGCAGAAACAAUGAUAAAGCAAGGCCACUGGAAUACCUUCGGGGAUGCCAUAGAUUUAUUUUCAAAUGUUUAUCCAGCUUUGGUAGACAGCAAAGCCAAUACAUUUAUCCUCUAUGGAGAAACUAUGACCAUUAUUGCAUUGACCACAUUUCUAUACCUAGGUAAUCAUGAUUUACUGGAAAACACUUCAUUUGGAAGGGUGUGGAUUAUGACAGCCCAGACUGAUUUUGCAUUAGCGGCCCUUCAAAGGGCCUGGAGUCUUGAAUUCUUCCAGGGUUCAAUUUUCUUCUCCAUUCACUCACAAGAGCUUGUAGGGUUCCAGAAGUUUCUUCAAAGCAUAAACCCUUAUUGGACACAAGGUGAUGGAUUUCUCAAGGAUUUCUGGGAACAAGCAUUUGACUGUCCUCUAAAUUCCCAAGACUCAUCUCAGAUUCAUGGAACUGGUACUGGGCAAGAGAAGCUGGAGAGUCUUUCUGGGCCUGUUUUUGAGAUGCAGAUGACUGGCCACAGCUACAGCAUCUAUAAUGCAGUCUAUGCCAUAGCCUAUGCUCUGCAUGUCAUGUGCCUCUCUUGCUCCAAGCACAAAUCCAUGCUGGGUGUCUGCAAAAUCAAAGGCCUUCAACAUCUCCAGCCUUGGCAGCUCCACGAAUUCCUUCGACACAUUUCAUUUAACAACUCUGCAGGAGAAGUGGUGUCUUUUAAUUAUAAUAAGGAAAUAGGAGGUGGCUUUGAUAUCAUGAACUUGGUCACAUUCCCCAACAAGUCUUUUGAUAAAGUGAAAAUUGGGAAGGUGGAUCCAGAUGCUUUUGAAGGAGAGGAAUUGAUCAUUGAUGUGGACAGAAUUGUGUGGCAGAGCCAAUUUAACCAGGUAGUGCCAAUUUCACUGUGCAAUGACUACUGUCCCCCUGGUUCUCAGAAGCAAAAGAAGGAAGGGGAGCAGUUUUGCUGCUACAAUUGUGUUCCAUGCCCAGCUGGAAAGAUAUCCAACCAGAAAGAUAUGGAGGACUGUAUCAAAUGCCCAGAAGACCAAUAUCCAAGCAAGGACCAAGAUCAAUGUUUUCCUAAGACAAUAAGCUUUCUGUCUUAUGAAGAACCUCUGGGGAUCAUUUUAACCUCUGUUACCAUUUCUUUUUCAGUAAUCACUAUAUUGGUGCUGGGAAUUUUUAUUAAGCACAGAGAUACGCCCAUAGUCAAAGCCAACAACCGGGAUAUCACCUGUGCUCUGUUAAUCUCUCUCUUUUUCUGCUUUGUUUCUUCUUUGCUCUUCCUUGGACAACCUACCAAGGUGACCUGCUUCCUCCGGCAAUCUGCUUUUGGCAUCAUAUUCUCCGUGGCUGUUUCUUGUGUCUUGGCCAAAACCAUCACUGUAGUUGUAGCUUUCAUGGCCACCAAACCAGGAUCUGGGCUGAGGAAGUGGGUAGGAAAAAGAAUGACCAACUUCAUUGUUCUUUCCUGCUCCAUUAUCCAAAUCUGCAUUUGCACAGUGUGGCUAGGAACUUCUCACCCUUUCCCAGAUUUGGACACCAAGUCAAUGACUGAAGAGAUCAUAGCAGAAUGUAAUGAAGGGUCUGUCGUCAUGUUUUAUAUUGUUCUGGGCUACUUGGGACUUCUGUCCAUCAUCAGCUUGACUGUGGCUUUCAUUGCCCGAAAGUUACCAGACAGUUUCAAUGAAGCCAAGUUCAUCACCUUCAGCAUGCUGAUGUUUUGUAGUGUUUGGCUCUGUUUUGUUCCAACCUAUCUGAGCACCAAAGGGAAAUCCAUGGUAGCUGUGGAGAUCUUCUCUAUCUUGACCUCCAGUGCUGGGUUAUUGGGCUGUAUCUUUUCCCCCAAGUGCUACAUUAUUGUUUGGAGGCCUGAGCUGAACAAAAGGGAAAACUUAAUGCAGAGAAUGAAUUAA
Gekko japonicus is the source of this 2625-nucleotide messenger RNA. Its product is annotated as vomeronasal type-2 receptor 26-like. The record is from RefSeq and is a predicted model, not a curated record. Gene Ontology annotation, cellular component: membrane. The coding region runs from base 1 to 2625 and encodes 874 amino acids. Gene Ontology annotation, biological process: G protein-coupled receptor signaling pathway. The transcript is spliced from 6 exons. Lineage: Eukaryota; Metazoa; Chordata; Lepidosauria; Squamata; Gekkonidae. Gene Ontology annotation, molecular function: G protein-coupled receptor activity.